GAAAAAGUGUGCCACUUAUCUCAUUUCCCAUAAACUGCCUAUAUAUAAAGGUACCUGUGCAGGAGGUUGGUACUAGUUUGUGGAGGUGCAGCCUGUUGGAAUAGUUUGCUUUUUUUGGACAAGAUCUGUGAAAGUUUGAGCAUUUAUUCAAGAGGAACUUCUGCUUUUAUCCUGCUCCAGCAGCCUCCAGCAGCUUUGUGCGUCUGUGUGCCGGACGAGUGGGCGGUGCUGCGGCUGCCACGUCAUAUCAGCCGCCGCGCUCUGAUUGGCUGCCGAGUCUCACCCGACACAGCUGUGAUUGUUUUCUGCAGAGGAAGCUGUUGUCUGUGGUAUGAGAGCUCUGCUGUGCUGUGGAAUGGAGCAGCACUCUUGUUUUUUUGAGUGUACGAUGAUGUGAACAAAACUACGUGAUUGCAGAGAAAAAACUUGCAGGAAAAACAAGAAAGGUUUCAUCAUUUUUGUCGGGGAGAGGAGUGGAGGUUUCUCUUUGUGGACCACUGAAGACAUCUUGAGAUCAAGCCUAAAAAGUGCCAAAUGCCCAGACUAGAGGACCACUGCUGGAGCUGCUCCUGUGCAUCAUCAACGACUGAAGCAAAGCACUCAUCUGGAGCAAACUGGUUGGCACACAAGGCAGAAGAAAUGAUGUCCAUCAUCACCUCGGUGCUCCGCAAUGCCUACGGCUCUCUGCACGACGUGCGCACGGCCAACCUGAUCCGCAGAGGUCUGGUGCUCUUCACCGUCGGUGCGUUCCUCGCUUUGGUGCUCAACUUGCUGCAGAUACAGAGAAAUGUCACCCUGUUUCCAGAGGAGGUGAUGACAACUUUGUUUUCGUCCGCCUGGUGGAUCCCACCUUGCUGUGGCACAGGGGCUGCUGUUGUCGGCCUGCUGUAUCCCUGCCUCGACAGCCAUUUGGGAGAGCCGCACAAGUUCAAGAGGGAGUGGGCCAGCGUCAUGAGGUGCAUCGCGGUGUUCGUCGGCAUCAACCACGCCAGUGUUAAACUAGACAUCGACAACAACGUGCAGCUCUCCCUCACGCUGGCAGCCUUGUCCUUGGGCCUGUGGUGGACGUUCGACCGGUCCAGGAGCGGUUUCGGUUUGGGCCUCACCACUGCAGUCCUAGCAACUGUGUUCACACAGCUGCUGGUCUACAACGGAGUCUACCAGUAUACGUCUCCAGACUUCGGGUAUGUGCGCUCCUGGCUCCCAUGCAUAUUCUUCUCAGGCGGCGUUACUGUGGGCAACAUCGGACGCCAACUCGCCAUGGGUGGCAUCGAGAAACCCCACAUGGACUGAACAGUUGAAAACACCGACAACCAGGCGAAGCACAGCCAAUGUAAAGAUGGACAAGUUAUGUGAAGAACAAGGGGAGGACAACAGGAGAAAAAAGACUCAUUGUUUCGACUUCAUCCUUUGUUCUCAUAACAAAGUGCGGGUCAGGAAAGAAAAGCCCCUCGUCAUCUAACGUGCCAUGUCCUCUGCACCUCCUUGUGGCCAAACAACCGCUCCCUCCCACCUCCUCCGAUAGCAUUAAGGCUUCCUUCACACUACGCAGGAGGACAGUGUUUGCCUUCUUCUUUUGUUGUUUUUUGAAGUGAACUGGUUUUAUUUCCAUGCUGGAAAUACGUAUCUUUCUGCAGUUAAUGGAGUGGAAGCGUGUGCUUUAGUGUGGAUGGUCUUUUUGUUUUUAAGCCUGAAUAUAUUAUGAUCAUAAAAAGGGAAAUGUCUUCACUCUCACGUAGAAGUGUAUUCAGCUGCGGCCUCAGUUGCAUCACUGGGGCACACAGAGGGGAUGUAUGUUCCCAGUCGAACCAAAUUAAGUAUUUAUUUUGUACGUUUUGAAUGACCCCCCCCCCAAACCAAAUGUACUGUAUAAUUGAUAAUGAAUGAUGCCUCCCAUUUUGAAAGGAAUAUUUCAGGAAAUUACUUUCUUGCUCAAAGUUAGAUGAGAAGAUUGAGGCCACUCUCAUAUCUGUACGGUGAACAAAUUGGCACAUAUUUACUGCGAAGACAUGAAAAUUGUAUCAAUUAGGGCUGCAACUAACGAUUAUUUUGAUGGUUGGUUAUUUUAUUGAUUAAUCGAUCAGUUGUUUGGUCUACAAAA
Sebastes umbrosus (honeycomb rockfish) is the source of this 2101-nucleotide messenger RNA. RefSeq names its product insulin induced gene 1 (gene insig1). The transcript has 7 exons. The coding region runs from base 535 to 1293 and encodes 252 amino acids. NCBI's taxonomy places the organism in Eukaryota, Metazoa, Chordata, Actinopteri, Perciformes, Sebastidae. Gene Ontology annotation, cellular component: endoplasmic reticulum; SREBP-SCAP-Insig complex. Gene Ontology annotation, biological process: SREBP signaling pathway; cellular response to insulin stimulus; SREBP-SCAP complex retention in endoplasmic reticulum. The record is from RefSeq and is a predicted model, not a curated record.